Fomitopsis serialis is the source of this 456-nucleotide messenger RNA. RefSeq lists its product as uncharacterized. Lineage: Eukaryota; Fungi; Basidiomycota; Agaricomycetes; Polyporales; Fomitopsidaceae. The record is from RefSeq and is a predicted model, not a curated record. Bases 25 to 327 code for a protein of 100 amino acids. The transcript is spliced from 2 exons.
CGUGAUGUUCUACGUCUCGGGAAUAUGCAUUCGUCGAACCUCCGCAUAUUGGGUACCGGUGUUCUCGUUCUGGCGGUGAACGCAAUACAUCGGCAUCUGUGUGAUUACUUGAAGGUUAUAGGGACCAUGGCGCUACAGAUGGCGUCUCCUCUAGCGAAGCCACGGAUACCGGAGCGCAUAGAGAGCAAUAUUGCAUGUUACAGAUAUGACAGCGGCCCUGGUGAGGAUGGCGGCCUGCGUAAUAGCGCCCGAACAUGUGUCGGUCACCGUGAGCUGCGAAGGUGUGGCGAAGGGACGGGCUUUGCGAGUCCUUGGACACAGCCAUGAGGCGGGCCCCGCAGAACGGCUACGGGAACAGUCAGACAGACAGAACAGAAUAGAAAACAACAGCAGCCAUACACGACUGCAGUGCGAGGCACUCCUUCAUAUUUCCAUCUUGGCAUCGUCGCUAUCUUC